This is a messenger RNA of Hyla sarda, 3081 nucleotides long. Its product is annotated as leukotriene B4 receptor 1-like. Gene Ontology annotation, molecular function: leukotriene receptor activity; complement receptor activity. The transcript has 2 exons. Bases 785 to 1894 code for a protein of 369 amino acids. Gene Ontology annotation, cellular component: plasma membrane. NCBI's taxonomy places the organism in Eukaryota, Metazoa, Chordata, Amphibia, Anura, Hylidae. The record is from RefSeq and is a predicted model, not a curated record. Gene Ontology annotation, biological process: inflammatory response; complement receptor mediated signaling pathway; phospholipase C-activating G protein-coupled receptor signaling pathway.
CUUAGAUUAAGUGACCCUUAUAGCCUGUUAGCCUUACCCAUGUUUCCAGACCUUCGGCUGCGUUAUUAGACUCCGCACUUUUGCCGCCUGCCUUGACCUUCUGCUACGUUUGACUACGAUACUGCCUUAUCCUUCGGUGCCUCGCCUUGCCCAGCUAUCUGUGUGAUUGAGCCGUGUCGGGGGUAGCGAUCUGGGUGUCGCCUGCCGCAGCAAGCCCAUCCUGCCUUGUGGCUGGCUCUGGUGAAGACCAGCGGCACCUUAGAUUCCGCUCCCCAAUACGGUCCGAGUCAUCAGCCACACAGGUGGAGGAUCAACAUUCAGCUCUGUUACAAAAUUUAGGGGAUGUUGGCAAAUCCACUAGGGAUUAUAUGAAAAACUGUUUCUAAAAAGUUACAAAUAUGUAUGUUUUGAUGCCUUGAUGUCCUUUCUCUGCUUGGAUUUUAAGGAGUUUCAAGAACACUGGAACCUCUAUUUGCUUGCAUGUUGCCACUGAUGGGCACAGCCCUGUGUCUGGUCUCUACACUACGUGGCUCUAAACUGUGGGUGAGCGGGCUGCAUCUUGUGGUUCUACUUUCAUACUGUUUAAUCCACUAACAUCUCAUUUUGCAAUCGUUUACACAGAAAUGUGACAACAGGAAACCUGCCUGCAAUGUUAUAUAGGUUCUUUCUGCAGCUUUCAUUUCUCUUCCAAACCUUCAGUCCAAGCAUAGCAUGGCAGAUUUUUGAUUGGACUAAUAUACUGGAAUUUACAGGAAUAUCAUAAUCUGAUCUACUCUGCAGCACCAUGACCGAGGCAAAUGCAACCCUUGGGCUGACGAAAACGUCCAUAAUAAAUUCUACUUUUACAAAUUCCACUGAGAUCCCAGUUUUAUCUGCUGGAAUAUCCACCAGAGUUGGCAUUGCCAUUCUCUCAAUUGCCUUUAUGAUUGGAUUCCCAGGAAAUGCCUUCGUCAUCUGGACAAUCUUGACACAAAUAAAGAAACGCACAGUGACGUGUCUCCUCAUUUUCCAUCUGGCCGUGGCAGACAUCAUUGUCAUCCUAACAGCCCCAUUUUUCCUCCAUGUACUUUCCACCGGUAGCUGGACUUUUUGUAGCUGGACAUUUGGGGAAAUUAUUUGUAAAGUGUGUUAUUACAUUUGUGGUUUGGGCAUGUAUACCAGUGUAUUUCUGAUCAUGUUCAUGAGUAUAGAUCGCUUUCUAGCUGUGGUCAGACCCUUCACAUCUCAGAAAAUGCGCACAAAGCCGGUGGUCCGAGGCAUAGUUGCAUCAAUAUGGAUAUCAGCAUCUCUGUUAGCUGUCACAAUGAUUUUUUACCGUACUAUGGUGUUCAGAAAUGGUCGUCCACAAUGUGAACUUUUUCAUAACAGUACAGAACAUAUCGUUUUUCAGUGUACGUUUGAGGCUUUGACAGGAUUUGUUAUACCUUUCACAAUCAUAGUGUCCUGCUAUGUCUACAUUGGACUGAGGUUACGUACUGCAAAGUUUCAAACAAAACAAAAGACAAACCGAUUGGUCAUCAUGAUUAUAGUAACUUUCGCCCUCUUCUGGCUUCCAUACCACACUAUCAAUAUAUUACAGGUGUCAGGAGAAAUAUUCUCAUCAAAAACCCUUACAAUGGCAGCUAAAAAAGCCAGACCCAAUGCUAUUGCCUUUGCAUAUUUUAGUAGUAGUACUAACCCUAUCUUAUAUGUUUUUGCUGCUGGUAACUUCAUUAGAACAGCUGGGGUGGGAUUCAUGGCCAAACUCUUUGAAGGAACCGCUUCCGAGAAUUCAAGUGUCCGUAAAAUUUCUCAGGCUUUUCGUCACAGAAGUCAAGCAGAAUCUGUUGAAGUAGAAAAAUGCUUAGAUGAUGCAGAACCAAGUAAGAAUGUGGCGCCUCACCAAGCAGAGUGAUUAUCUAAAGAUCAACAUUUUCUAAUAUUGUUUGCAAGUUUCAUAACUAGUUUGUUAUUAUUCAAUACAUCUAAAUAAUAAUAACAACAAUCCUAUUGAUGAUCAAAUUCACUCUGCAGGCAUAAUGGUGUAGAGCAGGAGGAGCUGAGCAGGUUGAUACAUACAGUGCUCCCUGAAAUAACUUGAGACUGACAAAAAUAAUAAUAAAUAACACAUUACAGAAAAUUAACUAAUGGAGAUCAGACAUUGCUUUUGAAUUGUGGUUCAACAGAAUCAUUAUAAAAAAAAAAUGUAAAAAAAUUAUAAAACUGUCCUAGGCUGCCUACUUACCCAGUCUUGCUUGCAAUAUAUAUGUUUGCCAUGUGUCAAUCCAUAUCUUUAUAAUUCUUUCUUCUGUUAUCUUCUCCAUUAUGCUGCUUGGUCCUUUGAAAUUUACUAAGGAGGAGGGGGAUACCCUUCUGUAAGUGUGAAGCUUGCCAGCUUGGGGGAGCUUCCACCCUCCUCCUUAGUGCAGGACAAGCAGGGAUCUGUCCCACACGCUCUGAGCAGGAUGAUUGACAGCCUGCAGCACAGCACAGAGCACUGUCUCUACUGCUUGUCCUUCCCUCACUUUCUGGACUUUGUUCCAGUGGGCGGGACACAGAUGAUGCGGCCGCUGGAGAGGACAAUGGCCAACAUUAAUCAUUGUCUUUAGACAAAAGGCGCAAAAAAGGCGCAAGCAGGGUUUAUUUGCGCCUUUUGGUUUACACAUUUCUGCUGAUUUUGAGUUCCAAUCCACUGAUUUUAGGAAUACACAUGAUACUGAAGGGUUUUAUGAACUGCGCCUUUUGUGUGAAAAGGCCCUAGAACUACACCAGCCCAGACUGAGCUUAGCUUUUUGGUGUAUGUGAAGAGAGAAAUUUCAGAAAAUGCACAAAAUGUAUUAAAUGCUCCGUGACCAUUUAAUACAUUUGGGCCCACAUUUAUCGUUGUAGGUGCAAGUGAAGCAUUUUUUACACCUUUUUUUUUGUGUGCUGAUAAUGUGUAGGAGCACCAAAUUUAUUAAAUGGUCAAAGAGCAUUUGAUACAUUUUGUGCAGGUCACAUUUUCUGAAAUUUCUCUCUUCACAUACACCAAAAAGCUACACCAAGUCCUGGCUGGUGUAGUUUUAGAGACUUUUCAGUGGCUUUGCACCUUUUUUGCGCCUU